Molecule: messenger RNA, 1068 nt
Organism: Paramecium sonneborni
Lineage: Eukaryota; Ciliophora; Oligohymenophorea; Peniculida; Parameciidae
Source: the annotation of a GenBank genome assembly
AAUAUAUAAAAUUUAUUUAAUGAACCAAGAAAUAAAACCUGUAAUAGAUGAAGGAAUAAAUCUAAAAUGUAGAUUUUAUGAGAAUCAAUAUCCAAAAGAAAAUGAUUUAGUUGUUGUAGAGGUAGUAGAAGUUCAAGAGAAUGCAUCAUAUGUUGAAUUACUAGAGUAUGAUAGAAUUAGAGGCAUGAUACCACCUAAUGAAACAACAAGAGCCUUGAAGGGAGGAAUUUAGAAAGCCUUAAAAAUAGGAAAGAUUUAAGUUGUCAGAGUCUUAAGAGUAGAUGAAGAUUAAGGAUAUAUUGAUUUAUCUAAAAAAAAAGUAGCAAAAGAUGAAGAGUAAAUGUCAUUACAAAAAUUUGCUGAUGGAAAAAUGAUUCAUUCAAUCAUGAGAGCCAUCGCUGAGAAAUGUAAUCUGAAUAUUCAAGAAUUAUAUAAAACUAUUGUAUGGCCAUUAUAAGAGAAUAAAUUAAAUGUUUCAGUCCUUUAAAUAUUUUAAAAAGCAUUACAAGAUUAAAAAAAUUUAUCAAAGCUCAAUCUACAAGAGUAAAUUCAAACUAAAUUAAUGGAUGAAAUUGAGAGAAGAUUAAAACCAGAACCUGUUACUAUUAAAACUGAAUUUGAAUUAAUAAGUCAUGAUUAUGCUGGAUGUCUUAUAAUAAAAGAAGCACUUAAUGCUGGUACUAAGAAGUCCACUGAAGAAUGCAAAUUAUAAGUAUUCUAAUCAUUUUAAACUAGUUUGAAAUAAAAGCUUCUCCUCUUUAUACAGGUAGAACCACCACUAUCUCAAAAGAUGGUGUCAAAAUUAUGAAGGAUGCUUUAACAGAAAUUGAAAAUGUUAUGAAGAAGUAUUAAGGAAUUAUGAAAGUCAAAAUCGAAGUAUUUAAUUCUAUUAAUUCAAUAGCCUAAAGUUGUUGGAGAUCAUUAGGCUGAUUUUAUGGAUGAAGUUGAAAAUGAAGAUGGAGAAGAUGAAUAUGGGAUUACUUAAAAAGGUGUAGAAGAAGACGACGAUGACGAUUUAGGAAUGUAAUGAAUUAUUCUAAUUUAAUUAUAAAAAGUGUUAAUUAUCUA